AGGAGCCCAGGGGAGGAAAAUUUGGAUAAAUAGUAGUCGUCCCUUCCUCCUCUCUCACCUGGGGACCUCUCCUUUGAGUGAAAAGCUGCGAGUGACCCAUGUGUCUUGCUUACUAAAGUACAGAUCACCCUCUGGGAGGGGUGCCAUUGAUCGUUUGGCAUCUCUGAUCCUUUGGAGGAAACUGGUCAUGAUCCUUCAGGUGCUGCAUCAGGAAAAUAUCUCUGAAGAGGGCAAUCCUUUGGUCUUUCUCCUGGCCCUGGGUCCUAAGAAUUCAGGGUAUUUUACAGACAUCACCUCUUAUAUGGAGUCAUUUUCUUUCCUCUCUUUUUCUUUGGCGUAGAGGACUCUGUGUAGGUGUUUUUGUAAAUAGUCCCUUUUCAACCCUCCUGCCAAACCACAGAGAGAUUCAUCAGAAACAGAGCAGAGAGCUUUCAGACGUCUCUAAAAUGCCCCCCCUCCCCCAUGGAGAGGGUUUAUAACACGCGGCUUGUAAUAUCAAGCAAGGCUACCUUUCCUAUCCUGAAUUUAGGAAAUACACAACAUGCCUGCUCUCCAACGUGUUAUUCUCUAUGUAUUGUGUGUGUUUCACGGGAACACAGACGCUCAGAUGCAUUUAAAUUUAUUUGUUUGUUUAGUUCUAUUUCUUAAGGAAAGUCUCUGGAGCAAAAGAAGAGUGACAGCCAAGGCAUCUCAGUGACUUAAGGACUAAGGGAAGUGUAGAAGGCAGCUAUGCCGGGGUCCUUCAUCGUAAUUCAGGACUGCACUCACUCACUCACGUGUUGACUGGAGUAGUACUGAAACUGACUACCGUGAAGUUCCGUCCCGCAGCUGCAGAACUGGAUUUUCUUUGAGUUUUAGAUUCACAGGCCCUUUCUUCCCCAUAACCUGCCCACUCUGCCUUGGACAAGCUAUGGCAGCAGAUGAAGGUUUACUUCUCAAUAUUUCAGAGGACUGGACCUCCCCGGGCUUUCACUACUCAGAGCACAAGAAGUUCUCCAGAUCCUUCGGAGACAAGGAGAGAAGGGGAACACCAAAGCAAGCAAAAGGUACAAAAAGAAAAUUCCAAGGGGCCAGUGAGGGGCCCCCAGCAAAACAAAAGAAUGAAAUAUCCUUACCCCAUGCCAAGAAAACCAAUGUUAAAGAGGUUGAAAGGACCGUGAAGGCAAAGCCAGAAGGUCUGAUUUCUCCCAAGAAGCACCCAGCCGUCCAUACUAAUGAGGGGCAAGUGGAGAGGCCAUUCAUUAAGACUUCGUCAUUAUUUAAAAACAACCCUGAAAUUCCAGAAAUCCACAGAGCUAUGGUGAAGCAGGUACGGGAAAAAGUGUUUACUUCAGAUUCUUUUCAUGACUUGGGCCUCCAUCCACACCUGGUUUCAACAAUAAGUACUGUCCUGAAAAUGUCCAGCAUGACCAGUGUUCAGAAGCAAAGUAUUCCUUCAUUGCUAGAAGGCAGAGAUGCUCUUGUGAGAUCCCAGACAGGAUCAGGUAAAACGCUUGCCUAUUGCAUCCCUGUGGUUCAGUCUCUUCAAGCAAUGAAGUCAAGAAUACAGCGCAGUGAUGGCCCCUAUGCUCUGGUAUUAGUGCCAACAAGAGAGCUAGCUCUACAGAGCUUUGAUACCAUCCAGAAACUGCUUAAGCCAUUUACCUGGAUUGUGCCUGGAGUGUUAAUGGGGGGAGAGAAGAGAAAAUCAGAAAAGGCCAGGCUUCGCAAAGGCAUAAACAUCCUAAUCUCUACUCCUGGACGUCUGGUAGAUCACAUUAAAUCUACCAAAAACAUUCACUUCAGUCGAAUACAGUGGUUGAUUAUUGAUGAGGCAGACAGGAUUCUGGACUUGGGUUUUGAGAAGGACAUCACAGUGAUUUUGAACGCCAUAAAUUCAGAGUGUGAGAAACGUCAGAAUGUUCUGUUGUCAGCCACUCUUACUGAGGGUGUAACGAGGUUGGCAGAUAUCAGUUUGCACAAUCCAAUCAGUAUUUCUGUAUCAGAUGAAACCUGUGACCAGCACAUCAGAGGAUGCAGAGCAACUAGAGAAGUCGGCCACCUACAAGCCAGUUCUGAGCCAGACAGCUUUGCUGUGCCUGAGAAACUCCAACAGCAUGUGACACUGGUUCCCAGCAAACUGAAGCUUGUCACACUAGCAGCCUUCAUUCUUGGAAGAUGUGAGUUUGAAAAAAACCAGAAGCUGAUUGUCUUUUUCUCGAGCUGUGAGCUGGUCGAGUUCUACUACCACCUAUUCCUCCAGACCCUGCUGAGCAACUCCACAGCCCCCGCAUCAGGGCAGUCACCAUCUGCCUCCUCCCGAUUAAAAUUCCUGCGUCUGCAUGGCAACAUGGAACAGGAGGAAAGAACAGCAGUUUUUCAGGAGUUCUCACAAUCCAAAUCAGGCAUCUUGCUUUGUACGGACGUUGCAGCUCGGGGCUUAGAUCUCCCUCAGGUCACAUGGAUUGUUCAGUACAAUGCUCCAUCUUCACCUGCAGAAUACAUCCACCGGAUUGGGAGAACCGCCCGGAUUGGCUGCCAUGGGAGCAGCCUGCUCAUUUUGGCUCCUUCGGAGGCAGAAUAUGUCAACUCGUUGGCUUCUCACAAAAUCAAUGUAUGCGAGAUAAAGAUGGAGGAUAUUUUAUCUGUUUUGGCAAUGGAUGAUCGUUUUAAAGCAAGACGAUGGGAGAACAAGAAAUCCCGCAGUGUUGGCCCCCAGGAAAUCCGAGAGCGAGCCACUGUCUUGCAGACAGCAUUUGAAGAUUACGUGCAUGCCAGUGCGGAGAGGGUCUCCUGGGCAAAGAAAGCUCUUCAGUCUUUCAUCCGUGCCUAUGCAACCUACCCCAAGGACCUGAAGCACAUUUUUCACGUCCGGUCCCUCCAUCUCGGUCAUGUGGCCAAGAGCUUUGGGUUGAGAGACGCCCCCCAGAAUCUGAGUGCCUCUUCAGGAAGCAAAAGAAAAUCGAAGCUGAAAAGGCCUGACCUUCAUAAGAAGACCCAGAGUAAACACCGUCUUGCUGAAAUCUUGCGUUCAGAAUACUCAAGUGGGAUGGAAGCUGGCGACACCAAGGUCAAAAAGCAAAACAAACAUGGAAAACCCAGCAACCACACACCGCAGAGCUGAGUUGGAACUCCCAACCUUUGCUGUGGGGGGGGGAAGGAAAAGAAAAUCAGUGGAAAAGCUCACAAAGAUGUUCUGUGGGCCAGUGAGACUUAGCUAAGACGUCUCAAAAACGGCCUCUGUACAUAGUACUGAGCCUCAAGAUGGAUCCUGGAAGUUCUGAAUUGGUAAAUGUGUUCUAUUUUUGUCAGAGGAACCCUUUUAAAAAUGAGCAUGUUUCUCUUUUCCUGCAUACCAAAUUUCAAAACAUUAUGAUUGAAACCACAGCCAUGAUCUUGUGUGUGGAGAUAGAAACCAAGAGAAGUAACAUCACAUGACUAAUUAGCUAAUUAGUUGAUAUUUCUAUUCAUUCCAUUGACGCUGGAAGCUGAUCAGUCCUUUAAGUGAGCAGUAGUAAAAAUGAAAGACAAAAGAACUCCAUCCUAAGUCACUGAACACUUCUGGACAUGCCAAACAAUAAAAGCCUACAAUGACACAGGCCAGUCUAUAAAGCAUAUUAACCCUGCUGUCACAUACCAGUGUUUUGGCUGAGUUCUACUGUUUUAUUUUUGUACUGUUUGAUACCUUUGGUCUUAUUUAUAAAGAACAAUUUGUAACACGAA
Dromiciops gliroides (monito del monte) is the source of this 3702-nucleotide messenger RNA. RefSeq names its product DEAD-box helicase 31 (gene DDX31). Gene Ontology annotation, cellular component: nucleus. The record is from RefSeq and is a predicted model, not a curated record. Lineage: Eukaryota; Metazoa; Chordata; Mammalia; Microbiotheria; Microbiotheriidae. The transcript has 20 exons. Bases 911 to 3103 code for a protein of 730 amino acids. Gene Ontology annotation, molecular function: ATP binding; RNA helicase activity; nucleic acid binding. Gene Ontology annotation, biological process: ribosome biogenesis.